AUGCAGACUGCUUCUACAAACAUUUGUGAAAGAAUGGCAAUAAGUCCAUCUGUGAAAUUUCCUUGUUACUAAAUAUUCCACGGUCAAUUGUUAAUGGUAUUAUAACAAAGUGGAAGCAACUGGGAACAGCAGCAACUCAGCCACGAAGUGGUAGCACAUGCUGAAGUGCACAGUACACAGAAGUCACCAACUGUCUGCAGAGUCAAAAGCUAAAGACCUCCAAACUUCAUGUGGCUUUCAGAUUAGCACAGCAGUUCGUAGAGAGUUCCAUGGAAUGGGUUUCCAUGACCGGGCAGCUGCAUACAAG
This is a messenger RNA of Staurois parvus, 307 nucleotides long. The record is from the annotation of a GenBank genome assembly. NCBI's taxonomy places the organism in Eukaryota, Metazoa, Chordata, Amphibia, Anura, Ranidae.